CAAAUCUUUUGUCUCCAGGGCACUCUUGAACGCUCACAAUAAGAUACACGUGGUCAACGUUAUGAUCGUUCAACCAACGUAAACGACCUAAUCGUUUUCACUAAGUGAUACCGAAAAAUUGUGAAACUUCGUCGAAAAGGUAUCACAACCGGCUACCCUUUUCCGAAGACUAUUACCCGAUGGUAAUGUUCGCGAAACUCGACCUGGUAAAGAAGGACGCGGAGCCCGAGAGGAGAUCAACCAUAACGAAGUGUCCGGAAGAAGGUGCGAGCGAAGAAGGAGGAAAUAAUUUAACGAUCGGUGCCAUUGAUGAUGGAGAACGAAAGGUGAUAAAACAGGAGGUAGAGGCUGACGACGAAGAGGAGGAUCUUUCUUUGACGUAUAACUGCAAAUUAUGCGGCGUUUUCUUCGCAAGUCAAACUCUUCUGGAGAAUCACGAGAUCGAGCACAAGGGUAAGCGUAAAAAUACUUGCGCUCAGUGCGGCCGAGUAUUUCGGACUUAUGUGAAUCUACGAAAACACAUGAAGAAGCACAACGGUCGUAAGGGGACGCGUAAAUCGAGUGGGACCUCGAUGGUUAGCAGAUCUACGUCUUUGAAGAAGGUCAAGAAAGAAAAACCAGAAUUGGAGUUACUUUGUAAGACCUGUAACAAGGUUUUCCGGCACAAGAGCAAUUACCAAAAACACUUGUUACGACAUACCGUGGGUGAUCUCACUUGCAAACACUGCCCGAAAAAGUUCCGUCUCUUUCGUGACCUCACUAGGCACGAGAAGACUCACUUCUAUCCGAGUUACAUGUGCAAGCAAUGCGACUACGAGACUACGGUGUUAGCUGCUCUUAGCAUUCACAUGUUACGGCAUACGGACAAGGCCGAUCUACCGUUUAAGUGUAACGAGUGCGACAAACAUUUCCGCAAGGCUAUCGAUUUGCAGGAACACUACAAUAUUCAUUCCGGUGAUAAGCCGUUUGUCUGUCAAGUCUGUGGAACGGCUUUCUAUCUGAGAAGACAACUCUCGGCACAUUGUCGUCGAAUGCAUCCAGAAAUGAAGGCCAACAAGGUUACAAGCACCGCUUGUGACAUAUGUGGUCGUGUUCUUGCCACUAAAAGGUCAUUGUUUCGUCACAAGGAAAGCCACAACCCGACAAAACUCUAUCUCUGCGAUUACUGUGGCAAAAGUCUCAGCAGUGCUGAACAUUUGAAGAAACAUCGGCGUAUUCAUACCGGCGAAAAACCCUAUGUAUGUGACAUCUGUGGGAAAGGAUUUACCGAUUCAGAGAAUCUCAGGAUGCACAGGCGCGUUCACACCGGUGAGAAACCAUACAAAUGCGAUCAGUGUCCUAAAGCAUUCUCACAAAGAUCGACUCUAACUAUACAUAGACGUGGGCACACUGGAGAGAGACCUUAUGUCUGUCAGAUCUGUCAUCGUGGUUUCUCCUGUCAAGGUAAUCUCACAGCACACCAGAAGUCUACUUGCGUUUAAAAAAAAAAUUAUACUCGAUCAAUAAUGACUUCAGUUUUUUUUUUGGUUUUGUUCUUUUUUUUUUAUGAUCGAUCGAAUUCGAUUUUUGGUGUCUCUGUUUUUAUCUGACGGCUAUGUAUGUGUGUACGUUUGCGUAUAUAUGCAGUUGAGUAUAUGUAUGCGUAUAUGUGUUCGUUAAACGAAGUUUAACUUACUUAUCGAUCAAAUGAAUUUUCUCCAGAUAAUUUCGUAGUUUCGUUAUCGAUUUGUAUAUUAAUUCGUACCUGUAUUCAUUUUUCUUCGAGUUUUUUCGCUUUUUUAAUGUACGUUUCGAAUCUUCGCCGUUAUUUUUUACUUUGUAAGACUGUGUUCCAUGGCUUCCUUAAUGCGUAACGCUCUAUUACUCUCUUUUUGUAUAUUCGUCACAAAUUUAAUAAUUAUCCGUUUUUUUUUUCCUUUUUUGUUUUUGUUUUCUUUAUUAUUCUUUGUAGAAAGUAUUCAUAUGUUAUAAGUUCAUAUGUUUCUGAAAAAUGAUCGAAAAGAAUUUGUAAAUUAUUUGAUUAUAUUAAUUAUUAUUAUAUUAAUUAUUAUUAUUAUUAAUAUAGCUUAAAAUAAAAUAAGAAUUACACACACACACACAUAUAUAUAAGUAUGUAUGUAUGUAUGUAUGUAUACCGAAGCAAGCGAGUAUAACUUAUCACCAUAUCGAUUUUUACUCGCGCCAGAGAAAAUGCUUUCAUUAUAAAAUUAAUCGAUCUUCUUGAGUCUUCCUGAAGAGUGUGAUCCAUCGAUCAUUGUAUAUAUCAGAGAUCGAAGAAAAUUCAAAUGCAAAAGAGAAAGUGUAACGAGUGAAUGAAAGAAAAAAAGGAAGGAAUAAUACGCAUUUUAAUCUGGGACGACAAGGAAUUGUGUUAAUUAAACUGUUUUGUGUUGAAUUAGAAUCCCUUUAAAAUUAGCUAAGAAUAAAGGAAAAUAUCUCAAUAUGCCUUCAAUCACACAACGAAGAGAUAAAUACGGUGCGUUUGAUUAUAUUCAAAGAAGAACAAUGAAGAAAUAAAUUCGUACGAAUCAAUUGUAUCAUCUUGCACAUCGUACUUGAUUUUAAUUGUGUAUUAAUGAAAAUUCUUUUUUUCUUCUGUUUUUUGUUUUUUUUUUAACUUAGGAUAUAUACGAGGUAAAUAAAAAAAUUCUCGUUCGUGAUAGUAAUCAGUUGAAUGUGUGUUAAGAGCGAAGUGUGUAUGCUUUUAGAAUAGUUGAUAACUCGAAGCAGUCACGAGAUUUUAUACCAUUAUAUACAUUUGCAUAAUGUAUGAUAAAGUGUGUGGAUAAAGAAUGGCACUAAGAUAUUGUAUAAGUGAGUGAAAGUAAUCGUAAAUUGAUAUGCUUGAAUGUAUAUAAAAAAAAAGUUUAGGUUUUAUCGUUAGUUAGUUACGAUAAUAAUGAUUAUGAUUACGAUGAUGAUGAUGAUGAUGAUGAUGAUGAUGAUGAUGAUGGUGAUGAUGAUGAUGAUGAUGAUGAUGAUGAUGAUGAUGAUGAUGAUGAUGAUGAUGAUGAUGAUAAUGAUAAUGAUGAUGUAAGGUAUGUGACAGUUAAUCGAGAUAAAUAAUAAUGCAAAGAUAAAUAAGUUCUUUUGUCGCGCCUAAGUAAAAAAAGAAAAGAAGAAAAAACCAUGAAUUCGUUUGCGUUGUACUUAAUAUUGUUUUACCAAAAAAGAAAAAAAGAAAACUGUGACGUUCCAAAAUUCGAAAUAUUUUGUAUGAUCAGCAAGUGAUCGAGAAAAAUUUUCAGAAAGAUCCAUCGUUGUCUGGUCAAUUAGAGAUUUUUUAAUUUUUUCAUUAGCUUUGUAUAAAGUAAGUUAUGUAAAGUAUGCAUAUAUAUAUAUAUAUAUUGAGAGAAAGAGAAGAAAAGAGAUUGUUAAAUAAAUUAUGAAAAUCUUCUCAGACCAAAUCCAGAAGGCUUAUUAAAAAGAACGUUGACAAAUCCUAGGAAUAAUUCCUUAUAAGAAUAAUCGAUAUUUAUUGAGGACUAUUGAGAAGAGAUAUGGAGAGAAGUAUGUAAUCACAUAAUGUUAAUGUAGAGAAAAUAAGAAAUAAAAUUGAGUACUGAAAGGAA
This is a messenger RNA of Vespula vulgaris, 3572 nucleotides long. Its product is annotated as zinc finger protein 501-like. The record is from RefSeq and is a predicted model, not a curated record. The coding region runs from base 180 to 1481 and encodes 433 amino acids. Lineage: Eukaryota; Metazoa; Arthropoda; Insecta; Hymenoptera; Vespidae. The transcript has 3 exons.